Messenger RNA from Drosophila elegans, 920 nucleotides. Its product is annotated as ryncolin-1-like. The coding region runs from base 15 to 863 and encodes 282 amino acids. NCBI's taxonomy places the organism in Eukaryota, Metazoa, Arthropoda, Insecta, Diptera, Drosophilidae. The record is from RefSeq and is a predicted model, not a curated record. The transcript is spliced from 3 exons.
GGUUAAGUGAAGUCAUGUUGCUUCUCGGAAUAAUUUUUUCAUUGUUAUUUCAAAACUCCUUUGCCAGCCAAGAUGGCAAGGAAGUUUGUACACUCCUAUCGAUGUGUAAUAAUAUUGAAGCCAUAAAAUCAGAGCUGGUUGGUGUGCGUGAGGAGCAAAGACGCCACGCAGAUAUUUUGGAGAGAUUAGAUAAAAAAUUCGACCUCCUUCUUGGGAAUUCAUACCCCGCCAACUGCGCUGAGUCAUCCAAGCAUAAUCUUUUGAUUCGAGUGCCAGCGUACAGUGCGUACCCCUUUGAGGUGACCUGCGAUCAGGAGAGUCAUGGUGGAGGCUGGACUGUAUUCCUGCGACGUAACGACGGUAGUCAGGAGUUUUUCCUCGAGUGGAAGGACUACAAAGAAGGGUUUGGCCUGCUGGAAAAUGAGUUUUUCAUGGGCCUAGACAUACUGCACGCGAUGACGGCAUCGGAGCCGCAGGAACUUCUAGUUCUUCUAGAAGAUUACGGAGGAAUCCAGGCUUACGCGCUUUACGAUAACUUUAGAGUUGGUCCGGAGUGUAAUAAUUAUACUUUGGAGUCGGUGGGAUCAUUUUCUGGAGACGCCGGCGAUUCGCUAACAACUCAUGAGGGUAUGCAGUUCAGCACUAAGGAUCGCGAUAACGACGUUUGGGAUGGAAACUGUGCACUUAAAUAUACUGGAGCUUGGUGGUACCGUGAUUGCCAUUGGAGCAAUUUGUGUGGCACAUAUGGCAAGGAUAAACCUGCUGUUGGUGUAAUUUGGGAGACAUUUGCCAGCUAUUCUAACGUGAUGAAACGUGCUGUAAUGAUGAUGAGGCCGAAAACAUAUUCUCUAAAACAAAAAUAAAUUGUAAAUUACAAUCGUCAUUGGGUAAUAAAGUUUUUAAAAAUAUUUUGUAAUUAA